Molecule: messenger RNA, 3677 nt
Organism: Eleginops maclovinus (Patagonian blennie)
Lineage: Eukaryota; Metazoa; Chordata; Actinopteri; Perciformes; Eleginopidae
Exons: 13
Coding region: 60-2111 (683 amino acids)
Molecular function (GO): protein binding
Source: RefSeq, a predicted model, not a curated record
GAAAGACAAGUGAGUUACAUGAAGGCAGGUUGUACACAUGGGCUCUCACGCGCUGAAGAAUGAGCCUCAGAGACUUUUCACUAUACCAUAUGGAAUCUUUGAAAAGCUGGAGUUUACUACAUGAAUACAUUAUCCUGUUGAUGAUCUUUACAACGGUCAGCAAAGGGUCAGCAUGUGAGGCUCCUUCCAAUCCUGAGUGCUUCAGGAGAACUGCUGAUGAGUCCGUUUACAGGUGUGAAUGGAGCAUGAAGAACACCACUGAGAGAGAUGUGACAUUUCAUUUUUACAUUCAGUUGUUUACCCACAGAAAAGUAAAAGUCAGGAUCAUUAACACAACCUGGUUUAAGAUCAACGAGAAACAGCUUUUAAAAAAUCGUCCUGUCAACAUUUCGGUUGAAGCUCACAUAGGAAACUCCAGCUGCACGUCCACCAGGAGGUCUGUUGUGCUCUCACACACAGGUACUGGAAGCUUCUCUUAUUUCACCCAACAACAUGAGAGUUUAAAACACUGUUAUUGCCGCUAUUACAAAGUACAAACGUUUAAAUUUAAAAAACAAAUCUCACGCACAAAACGGUUUUGCUUUUCCUCAACAGUAAAGUAUGAAGCACCAAAACAUAUUUCCAUGUCCUGGUUAAAAAACAACCUCAGCCUAAGCUGGACGGCAUCAGAGGAGCAUCCAGCUGCAGCAGAAAUCCUGUUACGCAGAGAUGCACACCGCACAGAAUCAUGGGAAAAAAAAACAACAAAUACCACCAGUGACACUUUAAAAUACCAUGUUCUUGUUGUGAAUCUGUCAAAGGAUUCAGCUUACCAGGUUCAAAUCAGACAUCGGCCCACUAAGGCAUUAAACCCACUGUGGAGUGACUGGUCUCCUGUUGUGAUUGUUCCUGCAGAGCUGGAACAAAAACCUGAAGUAACCAUGACAACAACACUUUUAAAUGGGACUCGAAAUGUGACACUAUCUUGGAAGAGGAUGCCAAAUGCUGUGAUGUACAGUCUGAGUGACACACAGUCUUCCAAAGGCUGUCCUUGUAAGAAAAACAGAGAUCCCAUCAACAUGACUGAGACAACAUACACUACCUUUGUCUCGUACUCUGCCGUCAACAUCUCUGUUAUCGGCAGAAACGCAGCAGGAAGUUCUCCACCAGCAAUCCUACAACUACCGGCCGUACCAGCUGCAGAGUUAAAAAUUUGUGAAAAUACGUUACUGAAAGAAAAACUAAAGAAAAAAACUUGCCUUGAGUUGUACGAGCUUCAAGAUGGAGAUUUAAGGCCAAGGUCUGUUUCUGUUACAGACAUAAAAGACUACGUUCGCUACCUUUACUUUGAACAUAGAUGCCAUGGUUCGAAACCAUGGACAGUUAAAAUGUGCCUAGUCUAUCAAAAGGAGGGUGUUCCUCUCAGAAAACCUCAGGACUUCAUUGCUUUCAGUGAAACACACACUUCUGCUCACUUGUCUUGGAAGGCCAUUCCCUCUGCAGACCAGAGAGGUUUCCUCACACACUACAGCCUGUGCAGUGUGAAAGUCAGUUCACAGGAUGAGCGCAAAGAGUGCCAUAACAUAUCAGCCUCAGUGAUGAAAUAUCGGCUGGGAAACUUGACACCAAGAGCGAAAUACAACGUUAGCCUGGUUGGAGUGACCGGAGUGGGAGAAGGACCUGAAGCAACAGUCACUGUCAACACGCUGCCAGAGAAGCCUGUGAACGUGUGGUGGAGUCUGUGCCUGCUGUUUCUGUUUUUUAUACUCACAACCAUGUGCACCUGUAUCUUGAAGAGAAUCAAAGGAAAAAUCUUACCUGCUGUGCCGACACCUGUUAUUUCAGAUUUCAAUCUUGAUCAACCAAUGAGUCAGGAUUUUCUGGAGAGAAAGGAGAAUGUGCAUAAGCUGACGCUGCUCCAGCUACAUCCAGAGGGAAAGGACAAGGAGAGGGGGGAUUCAAGGAUGUCAGGAGGAUCCAGUGAUGAGUGUUUUAGUCCUGGCUCUAACGAGGAGGCACUAAGGGGCUCCAGAGGAAGAAAAAAGACAGAUAUGGAACAGCUGGACAAUGAGAUAGAAAUGCUGAUAUACAGGAAUGGUCUGGUCUUCGAUGUGAAGAGGGACUCGCUUUGAAAUUAAUUUAAGUGAUUUUGGUGCGUCCCAGCACAAAAUUCACUCAUACCGAAGACUGCCUAAAUGAUAUACUCUGCAGAAUCAUGUACUUAAUGUUCAUGUUUUUAUUUUUUAUUUUGCCGGUGGAUUCUUUACCUCAGCGGGGUUUAUCACUCACAGCCUUUGUCAAUACGGGAUUUAUAAUCAUUGUUCAGACUUCAGAUGUUUACAGUUUUCAGAUGAACAAAAUCGCAACAAUCUUUGGAUGAAUUGCCAUGAAACUAAAAAAAAUACAUUGUCAGAAGAUGAAUCCUACUAAUUUUGGUGAUCUUAUAACGUUUCCUCUUGGGUCUCCAUGAGCUCAAAAUUCUAAAAAAAAUGUUGUACAUGACAAAUCACCUUCAAACUAAUGACAUUUGCACUUUUCUAUUCAUGACAUUCAAAUUAAACUUGAUAAAACUCAAUUAUAUACAGUGAAAUAUAAUUUAACAAAAAAAUAAAAUACAGAAUUAAAUAUCAGCCUCUAUUUACGAGUAUGGGUCCAUUGUAAGGCAGUGUAAAACGAAACCUGAGGAUUUAAAAAUAAAGAACCAGGGUGUUCGUGAUGGCUGAGCAGCACAACUGUGAGAAUUGCCUUAAGGUGAACAUGUGACAGGAAGUGGUCACAAAAAACCCAGUGACCUUAAAAAAGGUAAGUCAUGCAAGGUUACACGCUAUUACUCACUGCCAAAGAGACUUCUGUGGGUUUUGAUGUACCUUAUUCAAACUAGAACAUACCAUAUUUUUUUUUAAAUAAGUGAUGACAGGCCGAAAACAUUUCCAACCACACUGCACUCUAGUUUCUCUGCAAAAUAAGUAUUUUACCUGCUUCCUGUGUUGUUAGGUGGUGGUCUGCUUGAGGAAUUUGACAAUUGUUGUUUUUGAUAAACACGAUGUGUGUGUGAAGAAAAUACCAUGAACACAUACCACAGUGUAUAUAUGACCUAUAGUAAAGACAUGUUUGAGACAUAUGGACUUUGAGUUUCCCGAGUUUAAUUUAACAUUUUGAUACAACAGUUAAAUUACAUCCAGAGAACCGUGAUGUGGCAUAACAUUGUAAUUAUAAUACAUGCAUGUGAAAAUGUGUCUUAAAGAUGACGUUUUUAAACAUUUUGGAAAGUAUAUUGCUUUGCUUUUAUCUGAGACUUAGAUGAAAAUAUAUCACACAACAAGAGUGUCAAUGUUAACUUUAAGCUCCUAAUGCACUUAUAUCCAACGGAGCAUCUUGCUCCAUCUUCUUGUGUGGUUUGCUCAAGAAUACGCUGUAUUACAUUACUGCAAAGGUUUACUUCCUGUAUGUUGUAGCACAGGUUGUCCAACAGAUGGCCUCCGCUGAUUUGAUUUUGCUGAACAUGAUUCAUCCUAUAAAAAUUAUAUUGACUGUUCUUCAGGUUAGAUCUUUUUUAAAACAUCAUAAAUGAGUCAUAAAUGCACUGUUUUUAUACUCUGUUAUGACACUGCUGAUAAAACUUUUAACUCUGUAAUUUAAAACAUGUUGUUCAUACAUUUAUAUUUAUUUGUCGUCCUUUUAAAACACAUGUACCUAUA